Bipolaris maydis ATCC 48331 is the source of this 1223-nucleotide messenger RNA. Its product is annotated as glycoside hydrolase. The record is from RefSeq and is a predicted model, not a curated record. Gene Ontology annotation, biological process: fungal-type cell wall polysaccharide metabolic process. Lineage: Eukaryota; Fungi; Ascomycota; Dothideomycetes; Pleosporales; Pleosporaceae. Gene Ontology annotation, cellular component: fungal-type cell wall.
AUGCGACACAUCGCGCUCCUCUCCGCUACAACGGUGCUGCUCGCCAGCACCACGACCGCCCAAUCCGUCGCCUCAUCGUCUUCCAAACGCGGUCUCUGCCAUGUCCCCUCCAACAAACACCCGGAAGACGACAAAAUCUGGCUAGAAGGCCCUUCCCCGCCGACAUGGUACUACAACUACAAACCAGAGCCUACAGACGAGUACGCCAAAAACAACGCCAUGCAAUUCGUCCCUAUGCUCUGGGGCGCCAGUCCUGACGACAAAGGCACCCCCUUCCUCGACUCGGUCAAACAGCAAAUCGCAAACGGCGCAAACAUCAGCUACGUCCUCGGCUUCAACGAGCCCGACGGCGGCUACGACACGGGCGGCUCCAGCCUCGCCGCCAGCCUCGCCGCCGCGCGCUGGAAAGCCGAAAUGGAACCCCUGAAAGAACUCGGCGUCAAGCUAGGCGCUCCUGGCGUUACUGGCGCGGAAACUGGGUGGCAGUGGCUCGAGAAUUUCUACAACGAGUGCAAUGGCGGGUGCAACCCAGACUUUAUUCCUGUGCAUUGGUACGGCAAUUUCGAGGGCAUGAUGAGCCAUAUUGGGCGGGUGACGAGUAAAUGGCCCAACUUGACCGUGUGGGUUACCGAGUAUGGGUAUCCGAAUCAGCCAUUGGAGGAGGCGCAGUCGUUUUAUAACAUGAGUGCGACGAGUUUUGAUUCUUGGCCGAAUAUCACGCAUUAUUCAUACUUUGGGGCUUUUCGAUCCGACGUAUCGAAUGUGGGGGCUAAUGCGGCCAUGUUGACGCAGGAUGGAAAGUUGACAGAUAUUGGGUCUUGGUACUUGGGUGGCCCGGCUACGAAGAAUAUCCCUAAGAAGUCUACUGCUGCGGUUGCAGUUGGUGUGCCGACCACGGCGUAUGCUUUUGUUGCUACAGUGGCCAUGUGGCUGUUCUGGGCUUAGGUGGUGCACUUGCUACCUGAGAAGGAGCGUGUGAUGCCGAGUCAUGAUGGAGUAGUCGCAGCUGGCGGCUAUACACGAUGCAUGCUGCUCGGCCGUGUGCUUCAAAAAGCUUUGCACAAGCAAGGAAAGUCGGUGCGGCUACGAGGAUCUUAGCAUUUCAAUGGCGUUUGGACACUGGGUUACAACGAAUAGAUUUGUUUUGUACGGGCAUGACUGUGCUGCUCAUGGUACAACACUGGGAAUGCAAUUUUCAAAAAUUGAUAGAACAUCUCACACCU